This is a messenger RNA of Frankliniella occidentalis (western flower thrips), 1244 nucleotides long. Its product is annotated as bromodomain-containing protein 4-like. The record is from RefSeq and is a predicted model, not a curated record. The transcript has 3 exons. The coding region runs from base 578 to 910 and encodes 110 amino acids. Lineage: Eukaryota; Metazoa; Arthropoda; Insecta; Thysanoptera; Thripidae.
GUCACCUGAGCGAGUGGAGCAAAUAACAGACUUACGCAAUACAAGGGGCACCGGGCGCGCGCGUAUCAGCGCCACCGCGGCGGCCCCACGGCGCAGCGCAGCCAUUCGAUCCGAGCAAAAGCAGAGAAGGCUGUCGGCCAGAUCACGCGGCGCUAUCUCUGACGGCGCGACUAUUGUUCCCAGAUGGAACUGGAGGGAGGGGGGGGGGGGUCGAGGGAAAGAAGGGGGUGACUUCUCACACCCCACCAUCAUCUUGAGAGGGUCUGCGUGGCCGGGUAACCCCACCGCGCUGGGCUGCUAAGGUGGCGCAUGGGGUGAAAAAAAGAAAAACUUAUCUUUUGUCUCUUCGGCAUAGCAGGAUGGUCCAGAGGAAGACGGGGAGGAGAGCGAAAGUGGCAAAACGAGAAGGAAAAAGGCGAAGAAGAGGAAGAAGAAAAGGUCGAGAUUCAAACACACGGCGGAAUCCGAUGAGGAGAGCAACGAAGGCGGGUCAGGGGUCUCCAAAGUUUCUACGGCACCGGAAAGAGUCGGGACGGAUGAUGUGGACUCGGAGUCCGCUUCCCACGAGGACGUCACCAUGGAGCCUCCGCGCGAAGACCGGCCGAAGAAGAAAAAGAAGAGAAAGAAACAGAAAAAGCGGAAGAAAGGCAAAAAGAGCUCUGACCUACUGAAGGAGAUGGGCGACGACAUCAGGCAGCAGUUCACCGACCUGCGGGCGCAGUUCCAGGACGACGGGGACCCCCAGGCGUCCUCGCUGGUUGCGGCCAGCAACCAGGAGCAGGACCAGGUUGACGGCGGUCAGGGCGACCAGCAGGGAGCGGCCAGCAAGCACGGCCACCACGCCGCCAAGGAAAAGGGCGGCGGCCAGAAGCACCACAAGGAGGCCCACAAGAAGAAGGGUGAGCGGUAGGGGCCCCGGGCCCCGGGCCCCGUGGGGCCCACUGAGCCGGCGUCAUGUCCGGGGCUGAUCUCGCUAAACGGUCUCGCUCUGGCUUCAGGAAAGAAGAAGAAGAAGGGCUACAAGGAGAAGCACGCGUACAAGAAGAAGACCAAGGGCCACCACGACAAGGCGGCGCACAAGAAGAAGUACAAGGACGAAAAGGGGAAGAAGCUCAAGCACGAGGACGGCGCCAGUCACUUUGGGGAGCACAAGUCCUCCGAGAAGGGCAAGAAGGGCGCCAAGUACAACGAGGAAGGCCACCACAAGAAGGGCCACACGACCAAGGGCGAGCACAACGUGCACA